Ceutorhynchus assimilis (cabbage seed weevil) is the source of this 3227-nucleotide messenger RNA. NCBI's taxonomy places the organism in Eukaryota, Metazoa, Arthropoda, Insecta, Coleoptera, Curculionidae. The record is from the annotation of a GenBank genome assembly.
GGCCAAUGCCUUUUUAUUUUAAAAAAAUGCCAUUUUAUUGCGAUUUUUGAUUUGUAUAAAGUCUGUAAAGUGUUGAUUUUGUGGAAAAUGCAUACGUUAUGUAUUGUACUUAGUUGUGGGAGCCGUUCUAAUCGCGAGAAAGUCUAGUUUCAUGCCGUUCCUGCAGAGACAAAACACAGGUUUUCAACGGAGAAAAAUGAUUUGUCUGUACUUUGUGAAGGCUUCAUGGAUUGUAGCAAAAGAGAAAAAAUCUUACGAAAUUCAUAUUAAAAAGCCAAAAAGUAUCUCUUCAUAAAUGGUGUAUGGAUCCAAGCAAUUUACUAUCCUCCCCUCCACUCCACAUCAGCUUGUGUCGAUACCUUGAAUAGGUACCAGACAAAUAAAAUAAACAUCAGGAUUCAGGAUUUGGUUGAGAAAAAACUAAACAGGAAACAAAUACCUAUAGUAACAACCUAAUUGUUUAGUAGGUAAAGGUUUGUUACAAAGAAAUCAUAACUUUUCCAAACAUCCGGGUUUUUCACUAAUAAUUUUCUAUACUAAAAAAUCUUUCUUAAACUUAAAAUACGAAAAUUAUCCUUCGAAACACUAUAAAAUCAUCUAAAAACACCACAAAAUACACAAAAAACAGUUUUUUGAUGAAAAAUGUCACGGUUGUUUGAAUUAAAUUUAUGGCGCCAAUUUUUUGGCAUUGACCAUGCAUUGACCGCCAUUUUGUUUGGAUUGCCCUAUUCAAAAUUCGUCUAAAAAGAAAUCAAAUAACAGCUUUUUUACCCUAGAACGCUCCGUGGGUCCAUUAUAACUUACAAGCUAAUUGUUUAUUUUUCCCGUGGUUUAUUACGUUUACUGAACAUUUGCUCCACCAAAUAGGGCCCAACAAGGCGUACGAUCGCCAGUUCUUGCGUGAGCAGCUGGUUUGCGGAUGACGUCACAACUACCAGCCAGCAUAGUGAUGACAUCACCCGUAGACCUCGUUCCGGACAGAAACUUUUCGCUUAUCCCAAGAACUUACCUGACAUUGACAUCACAACCUCACAACCUAACUAAUUAUUUUGCACUUCCUUGUCUUCCUUGGCUAAUUUAUUAUUUUUUGACCUUUUAUGUCACAACACUACGAAAAACAUUAUUAAAUAGUGAAUUAAUUUUUUUUUUUAAUUAUAAAUAAUGUUGCCAAAUCUGCAAAGUAAUUUUACGUAACACAAAAUUAUGGUAGUUAAAGUGAAACUGUUACUUUUCGCCCAAGCCAAGGAUUUAGCAGGAAAAUCGACCGACGUUUUGCUCGUACCCCAAUCAAUUGCUUGUUGCGACUUAUUAAAAAUCGUAAUAAAACAAUUUGCGUUGGAAAAAAUCGAAAACAACAUAUUGCUGGCUGUUAACGAACAAAUUUGCCACAUAGAAGAUUUUCUCAGCUUGAAAGACGACGACGAAGUAGCUGUUAUACCACCAUUAAGUGGAGGCUAAACCAGAGACAUGUCUAACCAUUUAGCUUUUAAAACCGAGCCCUUAAAUAUCCAAGAAAUAUCGGAUCUAGUCGCAGCAGCCUCCUGCGGAGCCAUUUCGCUUUUUAUAGGAACAACAAGGGAUAAUUUUGAUGGGAAAUCAGUUGCUAAUCUUCAAUACGAAGCUUACGAAUCCAUGGGCCUCAAAGCGAUGGAGAAAAUCUGUUUAGAUAUCAGAAGACAAUGGAGUGGAGUUGAGAAUAUUGCUAUUUUUCAUAGAUUAGGCCAAGUUGCUGUUAAAGAAGCCAGUGUGGUAAUUGCCAUUUCCUCACCCCACAGAGAUGAUGCCUUGAAAGCUACAGAUUUUUGUAUAAACAGUUUGAAACAAUCCGUUCCAAUAUGGAAAAAAGAAAUUUAUUCAGAUGAGGAUUCAAUUUGGAAAGAGAACAAAGAAUCUCCCCUAGCUCAUUAUCCACCAAAACGUAAGAAAAUAAAUUUUGAUAUUUUCGAACAAGAAGUGUCCACAAACUACAUACCAUCCCAUCUGAUACAAAUUAAGGCUUCAAACGAUGAAUUGAAUGCCCGAAUACAAAAGUUUAUGGACAGAAAGAGAGAUGAAAUAAAUACAUCUAAUAAUACAGAAUUUUUUACAAAACAUAGAGACCAAGAGUCUGUUUGUGCCAGAAUUGAUGCUAUUGUGCGUAAAAGAAAGGGUGCAAAAAGUCAUUUGCAAGUUGAAAGGGCUUUAAAUAGUUAUCACAGAGACCAAAAAAAUUCAGAUUACAUGAAAAAAUACAUUCCGCCUAAUGGUAUAGUGGAGAGACUGCAAAUUUUAGAAUCCCAAUUGAGUUUAGAGAAAGCUAUACCAAAAAAUAUUUAUCAGCGAUUGAAAAAUCUGGAAGACCGUUUGAUGCUUUUGGAAAGCAUUUCUCCUGAAUAUAUACAGUUUUGGGAUAAAACUUCAAUGGCAAGCAAGUAUGUGAAGAAAAAAGUAUUUGAAACAGCGGACAUUGACAUACUUAUUGCUGAUGCAGAGAAAAAAUGUUUUAAGCAAUAAAUGUGAGAACGAUUUAUAGUCUAUUUUUGUAUAUUUUCAAAUAUUAGAAGAAAUUGGGAAAUAUAGAGUUUACUACAGUGUGUCCCUUUUAAGGACUGACCACCCUUCUAAAAAUUUUAUUUUUCAACCAACUUAAUUUCAUUUCUUCGGCUGUACGGGUGUACAGGGUAUACACAAACUCUCUUUUCCUGUACUUUCCAAUACACCUAUGGAAAGACUUGCAUGACUAUUGUAAUUGUAAUGAAGUAGAGUACAGUUUAUUUCAUGCUCAUAAUAAAAUUUCACAAUCGUCGUACCUAAUAAAAAUUGAUAAUUAUCUAUAAAAGUCGAAUUUCACAAUCGUCGUACCUAAUAAAAAUUGAUAAUUAUCUAUAAAAGUCGAAUUGACAUGCCUAUAAGAGAUCCCCUUUCACACUUAAGAUGUCUGUGGGGGUUCAGUACAUAUAAAAAUAAAAGCGAAACAAAAAAAAUAAAAAAUACUAAAGCAAAUAAUACAAAUAAAUAGAUAAAUACUAAAAGGAACCGACUGCAACAUCACAAACAUAAGGUGGAGUUUUAUUGACCAAGAUCUGCCUGCAAAAAUUCACUGAAGCUAUAAAAUACUCUCUCACACAGCCUAUUUCGCAUUUCUCACGAAAAGUUUCUCUGGUAGGGCUUUUAUAUCAGGUGGCAGUUUGUAGAAAAAGGCUGGUGCAUGGUAGAGAGCUUGGUAGAUAAUUGAUAUUUUAGAUCUG